AUGUCUUCUCUUUUAACCCCUGAUGUACAGAUCUUUCUGGCCACUGCUGGAGAUUAUGAAGGGGUCAUGGCAAUCUCAGAAGGGAUCUACAUGGGGGUGGAUUACUUGCCAUACCGAUACCACACAUGGCUGAAGGACCCUCAGAGGAGGAUGUUCGUUGCCAAAUCAGAGGGCAAAGUGGUGAGUGUGAGGGAUUACAUUAAUUAAAGACACCGGAAUGAAUUUACUGGAUAUCAAAUCAAUAGAAGGGAUUGAUUUGCAAUGUAACAUGCAUUUUAUUUUUUGUGAUUUCGAAAGGAGAAACUUUCUUGACAUGAUUGUGGUCUCUAUUUUUAGGUGGGAUUUGACUCCUUCUUAUUGGUUGAUGGUGGUGUUACAGCUGUCGUGCAGGGACUUCGUGUUGCCGAUUGGAUGAGAGGUUGUGGAGUGGCUGGGAUACUUCAAAGGUUUUGCUUUCAAACCUUACGUUCAGACCAUCCCACUGUCAUCAGAGUUCGUCUGACUAUGGUAGAAAACCCACCUGCCACCAUGUUGAAUACAUACCACAUUAUACAUUCCAAGGUAAACUCACUGCAUCUAAUCCAUUAUCUCUCUAACAUUUUUUUCUCUCUUUUCUUUCAAAUGCUACAUAUUUUUAGGUGUUCAUCUUUGUUGACCACUCUGAAAUAUAACUGUACAAAUACCGGAAGUGCAAACAGGAGAUUAAAGGCAAUAUAGAUAUAUAUUCUAAACAAAAUAUUCAUGAAGUGUUCCAGUCAUCAGGUGUCAUCAGGAGAUAUAAAACGAUGGCAGCAUCGAGCAUGAGAUGUGUGUAUGAACAAUUUAUGACUCCUAUGCCUAAACACCACAGCCCUGCUGCCAUACGGGGUGGUCUAGAAAACACAUUUAUUUAUUUCACAUUUUUUGUUCAUGUUUUAGUACUCUUUAGUACUAGAAAUAUCAAACCUCUCGAUAUUGCUCAGGGCUUUCAAUAUCUUUCAGCAACAGAGCCCAAUACAGAAUAGUAUUGUCUAGAUCAGUCAUUCCCAAACCAGUCCUUAUGGCUCACCAACAGUACAGGUUUUGUUAGUAUCUCCAUUCAAAUAAAAAGAGAAAUACAUAAAUCCUAGAUUGUUGGUGUGUUGGUGGGCCAUGGAAACCACAGGUCUUGAUUAGGAUCAUAGCUUAGGUGCCCACAAAAGCACAUUCUGGGAUAAAUUGAUUGGGGUGUUAUUUGACUUCUUCUUAUUAUUAUUAUAGGGGUAGGAUUAGGGGGAGGGUUAGGGGGUAGGGUUAGGGGUUGGGGUAGGGUUAGGGAUUGGGGUAGGGUUAGGGAUUGGGGUAGGGUUAGGUUUAGGGUAGGAUUAGGGGUAGGGGAAGGGUUAGGAGUAGGGGUUAGAGGUAUGGGUAGAGGUAGGGUUAGGUAAGGGUUAGGGGUUGGGGUAGGGUAAGGGGCAGGGUUAGAGGUAGAGGUAGGGGUUAGGGAAUUGCCGAAGUUCCGAAUGUGCUGUGCAGAAGUCCCGACUUGCCGAAGUCCUGAAUUUAGGGAAGUGCCAAACCGAGCCGAAGUGCUGAAGUCCCGAAUUUUAGACAUGUGCAAUUCGUUUCCUUCAGAAUUUAAAUUCGGACGAAUUUAAGGCAAUUUGGACAUUCGGAUACAUCCGAAGUACCGAAUUGCCAAAGUCCUGAAGUUCUGAAAUUGCCGAAUUUCCAAAGUGUCGAAGUUCCGAAGUGCCAAAGCUCCGAAAUGCCGAAGUUCUGAAGUGUCGAAGUGCCGAAGUGCCGAAGUUAUGAAGCACAGUAUUGCCGAAGUACUAAUAUACCUACCCAGUGGAAGAAUGAAGAAUGUUACACUGUAUACAAGUUUAAAUAAAAAGUAUACAAACAUAGCGAGGAUUCAGCUGUAAGGAAAGGGCUAGAGGGCUGCAAAAGGAAGUAAAAUGGGGGUAAGAGUAGGACAAGUGCAAACUGUCACGGUUCUCACCUGAUAGACAGACGGCAAGACGUGGUCGCUCUUGGAGUUCCCAACAGGGGACUUGAACCGGGGAUCUUCUCAGUCCUGGUCCUGCUUUCUACCUCUGAGCCACAGCAGCUAUUUACAGUGAAGACUGAUUCCAGUCCUGUUCAUCCUGACAUGGCUACUACUCUGGGGGCUGCACCUUGACUUGGCUGUGUUUCACCUGACUCUGAUCAGUCAUCAGCAGGGUAUAUAAACCCAGCCUCGCCCUGUGCUCAGUGUCAAGUCUUUGAUCCUGUUUGUUCUAGUGUUCCUGUUUCAUCGCUUCGCAUUAUUGACCCCGGCUUCCUGACUCGUUUAUUCUGACUUCUGGCAUCCCUUGACUUCGGCUACUCCUCGUUGUUCCUGUCCUCUGGCAUCCUUUGACCUCGGCUAUCCCUCGACCAUCCUGCUGGUUCAGUCCUUGCCUGUCCUGCGUAUUGGUACUGCAUCCUGCACAGCCCCCGUGCACAGACCCACAGGCCAGGUGAAUUCUUACCUGACCACCUCGGCCUGUGGCUAUCUGCAAGGGUGAGCAUCAUAUCUGCGCUACAGACUCCCAACUCAGGUAAGACCCUGACACAAACAAAUGUGGAUAGAGAAAUCACUUAAAAUAACAUAAAAAUAAAAAAUACAGCUGAGCCAUAAAAUAGCACUAGAUGGAAUCUUUGAUUUUAGCUUUGGAAGAACAUAAAUCAAAAUCUAAAGCAUGGAGGAUUGCCAGAAUUAUCCAUUUGAGAGAGGGUUGGAGUGCAGGGUAUUCUCUCUCAUUGUUCAAACUGAGCUCAACUCCUGAUGAAUGGAGAAAAGGCCUUCACAAGCCUCUGCUAUUGUGUACAUAGUUUAUACUAAGUGACCCAUAGGUUGAGGAGGCGGUGACCAUAGCGGUGUAGGUGGAAGCAGCGGUGGAGGAGGAGAAGGUAGCCAACACUGUUUUUUUUAAUAUAUAUUUAUUUUAAUUGGGGUAGCCCCCAAAAUAUUGGGACAUAUAAAAAGAGCGACUGACCCAUGCGUGCUGCAGCUGAAACUCCACUAUCGCCUGCUGCUGCUUGCACAGUCUCAUGAGGUGGUGAGCGGGAAGGCCGAAGUUACGCUGCAGCGCAGACAGGCGAGCAGCAGCAGGGUGAGAACCCCGAAAGCGCGCACAGAUGGCUGCACUUUCUGCAGCAGCUCUGAUAUAUCUGGGUAGUUUUUCAGGAAUUUCUGCACCACCAAAUUCAGCACAUGCGACCAGGCAAGGGAUGUGCAUCAAACCAGCUAGGCCCAGAGCGGCUACGAGAUUUCGCCAAUUAUUGGGGGGCAACGGGUUGUUGGUUGGGACUAUUGGGUCAGCAGUCAUGAAGAGCACGCCCCAAAUGUACUUCUUAGGAGCAAAACAAUGGGAAAUUGUCAAAGUGUGCUAUAAACACAGUAUUUGACACUUCUAUUUGACUCUCAGAUAUGAAGUGCAAGCAUCAAAUUGAAUUUUUAGCACCUAAAGAAUUUUUACAACUGCAAUGUAAGCACAAUAUUUGAUGGUUCUAUUUGACUCUCAGAUAUGAAGAGCAUGCCCCAAAUUUACUAUUUAGCAGUUUAGCACAAAAACAAUUAGAAUUUUUACAACUGCGCUGUAACCGCAGUAUUUGACGCUUCUAUAUUACUCUCAGAUAUGAAGAGCACGCCCCAAAUUUACUAUUUAGCAGAUUAGCACCCAGAAAAUAAGAAUGUUUACAAUUGCUCUGUAACCGCAUUAUUUGACGCUUCUAUUUGACUCUCAGAUAUGAAGAGCACGCCCCAAAUUUACUAUUUAGCAGAUUAGCACCCACAAAAUAAGAAUGUUUACAAUUGUGCUGUAACCGCAGUAUUUGACUAAUGUACUUUUUAGCACCCAAAAAAUUUUAAGUUUUAAAACUGCAAUAUGACAGCAGUAUUUGACGCUUCUAUUUGACUCUCAGAUAUGAAGUGCACCCCACUAAUGUACUAGUUUGCAGAAUUCUUUCCUAAACUGUCCCUCACAGCUGCAGCAUCCUCUCCCUACACUAAUAACAGCUCUUGUGACGUGAGGCGCUACGUGACUCCAGCUUAUAUAUAGAGGCUGGGUCAAAUGCUGCGCUGGCCAAUCACAGCCAUACCAUUAGUAGGCAUGGCUGUGAUGGCUUCUAAGGGCACACAAGUCAAACGCUUGUUGAUUGGCUGCCCUGCAGCCUUUCAAAAUGCACCAUUAAAUCGCUGAACACCGAACUCCAACCUGAACAUACAGUGAUAGGUCCGUGUUUGGGUCCGGGGUCCAAAAAAACGUAAUGUUCGGUACAAACCCGAACUUUACAGUCCGGGUUCGCUCAACUCUAGUCAUUUACUUAAUUUUGUAACAUUGCUGCACAGUAAUCAAUUGUAUCUUGCAUCACAUUGAUAAGUUGACAAUGAACAUAUUUUUAAGUCCUUCUGAUCUAAGUUAUUUUUAUUGUGUUUGGACCGAACUAUUUUUUUAUACCUUUUCUAAUAAAACGUUAUGUUUUAUCAUUUUCCUGCUAUAGGUUGCUUGUUUCUGUUUCUCACAUGCCUCACAUACAUGUCUACUAGUGUUUAAGAAGUAACCUGGCACACCUCCAUGUUUCACACAGGUGAAAGAGUCCAUGUCAGUACAGAAAAUAUCCUACUGUGUGUACCUGGAGUAUGGCAAUAUCUGCAUCAUGUGUGUUUUUUGUUUUUUUUGGCUACAUGGCCGCUUUUUAAAUGCUAAAUAUAUUUUCCAAAUUUUAGAGUAUUCUGUGCGCAUGCUUAGCAGCUCAAUAUUUAAAAUGCAUCAGCACAUUUAAUAACUGGACAUACCUAAGGAUACACUGUAUCACAAGGAACUUUUCAUAUACAGCCCCUUUGUUUCUUUUUUCUGAGGGUUGCCUGAGAUGCAUAUCAAACUAGAAUUAUUCCUGGUCUCAUUGCUUUUUUCAAGGUGUCCUACUCGUCCUGAUCUCUAAUUUAUGUCUUAUCCAGGCUGUUAUUUCUGUAUUCAUUUCUGCUGAGCAGUUGGAGGAGACAAUCAAGAUUUUGGAAUCUCGAGUAUCCGCUACAUGUGAUAAUUGCAUUCCUCCUGUCUUCCUUGAAUAUUCUGAGGUGCACAAUUUGUUUCCUGGAAGUCUUAAAGAAGAGGAUCUUCUUCCUGGAAGCUUCCUCAUGCAAGCCUGGCUGCCAAUAACCACCAAUAAAGACAAUCUUGAUUUAAUGCAUCGCUGGAAGGUCCAGUGGUUCUGCUCAUACCCAUGUGAUGCAUUAGGUGAUGUCACUGGCUCCUCCGAAUUGCAUGAUGUCAAAGUUAGCUUUAAUGUCAAUAAUGGUAUCAAACAAACAAAUGAAACUAUAAGUAAAGAUGACAUCACUGCUUCUACUUUUCCUGCAUCAUCCAAAAGUUUUUUAGGGUUUCUUAGCCUUGGAUCCCCUAUGUUUCCAGUGCCCUUAGGGGAAGGGAAGCACCGCCUGGAUAUAGACUUAUUUGGAACUGACCUGUCUUUUGCCAAAAUACAUGUACUAUACCAGUUAAAGGAGGCUGUGAAGAAAUUGUCCACUGGGGGCAGUAUUAUCUGCUUUGUGUACAUAGAGGAGAGUCUACUUGCUGGGCUCAACGGCUUUUUUGAAGGAUUCACUCCAUUCCCAAUCUGGAGUAAGCAACUGGUGCUAGAAAUGGACCUCACAGCUGCUAGGAUCUCAUGAUUCUAUCCUUGUUGAAGUAAUAGAUUAUGCAGGCUGUGACAUGCUAGUAUCUGCCCUAGG
Pelobates cultripes (western spadefoot toad) is the source of this 5719-nucleotide messenger RNA. The record is from the annotation of a GenBank genome assembly. Lineage: Eukaryota; Metazoa; Chordata; Amphibia; Anura; Pelobatidae.